CAGAGUCGGAGCGCGAGCUGGUAGCUUGGUAACCGUCUUUUUAACGGUCUCCUGAAGCUUCAGUGACGCUCAGAGAGCGCUUUUAUUUACGCGUUUUUCACUUUUUGUAAACUUUCCCUUCCAGAAAGCUCCAGAUUUAGUUUAUGGAAGUGGAACCUCGCGUGUUUUACGUUUGGGGGAGGCGAAAAGAGAAGCUGGAGGGGGUCAUGAGAAACGUUGGCUUUACAAUGGCGCGGUGAUCCUCAGCUAAGGAGUCCGAUCGAAAGCUAGCACCUUUGUUUUGUUUAUUAGACCCAAUGGCGAAAGGCGGCGGGGAGAAAGGGAAGCUGGACUGGAGGCUGGAGGAAAGUCGGACUGACUCUGGUGUUGACUCGUUCAGGUCUCUGACCAGAGACGACCAGUACAACAGCGGCGUGUCUACUGGAUCCGUGGCUGGAGAGCAGGAGAAGCUGAGUGUGGUGGAGGAGCGGCUGGACUCGGCCUAUGGGUCCUCCUCGAUCACCUCGAUCACGGUGGACGGUCUGGGAGAAAUCAUAGACAAGUGCAGCAUUUCAGAACCGCCGAGCGCGGAGAGGAGCUCGGAGUACACCGAGGAGGAAGUAAACGUGUUGGCAACGGUCACAGAAGAUGGAGACACAGUUCUACACUUGGCCAUUAUCCAUGCAUUGAAGCCAUCCACGCACGAGCUCACGAAGCUGUUCCCGAAGGAGGUCCUGGACAUUCAGAAUAACUUGUAUCAGACGCCGAUGCACCUUGCCGUGUACCUGAACCAGCCCGAUGUGGUGAAGGCCCUGGUGGAGAACGGGGCGUGCCUGGAGCUGCAGGACCAGGAUGGGAACACCCCGCUGCAUGUGGCCUGUGAGCAUGGCAGACUAGAGUGUGCCAGUGACAUGAUCCUGGAUAUUUCUCCCACCAAACUGGCCCAAGUAUUUGAGACGCAGAACUGGAGAGGUCUCACUUGUCUGCAUGUUGCCACACUGCACAAACAGCACCGCCUCAUGAGGCUCCUGAUAAAGAAAGGUGCCGAUCUGAACAUCCAGGAAGGCACAAGUGGGAAGACAGCGUUACACAUUGCGGUAGAGCUCCACGAUGUGGAAGCAGUGACUCUGCUGCUGAACAGGGGCGCUAAUGUGGACGCCGCAAUGCUGAACGGCUGCACCGCUCUUCACCUGGCUGUCGGCCGGCAGGAUGCCACGAUCACCACCCGUCUGUGCCAAGCAGGAGCCGACAAAAUGAUCCGGAACAUGGAGGACGAGACGGCGCUGGACCUCGCAGAUGGCAAUGAUGAUAUACUUGCACUGUUCCCGUUUGAUGACAUUCAGAUCAUGGGCAGAACUGUUGGCGUGAACUUCUGAGGGCUUUUCGGACAGACGGGAGAAUUAGUGUGCUGAGAUCUGAGCUCAGUAAACUCCAGUAAACAAACUAACUAUGGCUUUCUUUUUAGUGCCUUUCCAUAGUCCAGCUUUUGUGUGCUGUAGGUGUUAAUUUAUGUUUGGGAUUCAAAACUGCUUGUCAGAAUCUGUCAUUCAGUGCCAAAGUGAUCUGGAAUGAUGAAGUGAGGAAUGGCUUUUGUAAACGGGCUGAAAUGUGUGAACAUAUUGGAGUGAAAAACAGAAUCCAUGCUUAGCAUAUUUCCUAUUUUUACAUAAAAAUGUUAGUGAUCGGUGACGAAAAUUUGUCUGCAGCAAACAAAUACAGUAAUCUUACACUACUUUGACGAAGCAGUUAAAAUGAACUGGAAAUUCUGCAUGUUUUUUGUCAAACGCCGCUAAAAACGCCGUCCACCCUGCUGCUGAAAGGUCCACGGUUUUCAGUGUUGAGAUCAUGAAUGACUUAAUCCCAUCAUGUAGAUCAUGAAAUAUAAAAUAUACUACCGUUCAAAAGUUUAUAAUCACUUGCCAUUUUCUGUGUACUACUCUUUUAUAUAUUUAAUAUGCUAUAUUAACCCAAUGUUGUUAAUCCACAAUGUGGGAAUAUUUAGGUGUUUUAUUCAGUAUUUUUUUUAAAAAUGCAAUAAGUUAUUCCAUUCAAAAUAAAAUUCUGUCUAUUUAUGAUUUUGUCGAGUUGUCUGCAUUGACGUUGACGCAAUUUGAUUGUUACUUAAUUCUUGAUGAUCUACAACUUUCUCAUUUUAGAGUCUCCGACAGAUUCAUCAUUCUGGAUCAUCCAGCAUUUCAUUUUUAAUUUACAGUAGUUUGAGUACAUGCGUGUUAAUCAUUAUUGGGUUUACAUAGAACAUUGGUUUCAAACUUUUGACCGGUAGUGUAUAUCUGUGAAGUACCUCAUAAAGUGGCAAACGUCAGUAUGAAUACAAAAGUGAAGAUGUCCGGAGGUGAAUUCAGGCUUUGGUGAAGAUGUUAGCGUCAGCUGCUGAACAGAUGAAGCGCUGUCCGCUCUGGCUUUGGAGUGUUUUUUUAGGUUUACAACUUUUUGAGUCGUCACAGCUCUCAUAUUUCACCCCACCCUCCCCCACCCGUCUCUGUUUUUUAAGAAUGAAUUUCGCUUCCUCGUCCCAGAGUCGCUAAGUCAUAUGAUCUCUAAUUCAGUGUAACUGCGUGUGUGGUGAGUGUUGCCUAGACUUCCCCUAAACUGAUGUCAUGCAAAUCGGCCGUUAAAGCGGAGUUGCUUCUUUAAACACAGAGUUGGAUGUUCAGAGCAGCUCGGUUCUGCGACGCCAGCGGACUCAUUUUGGCGUUCCUCAUGACUUGCACCGUGCUGUGAACUUUUGGGACACUUGGGGGGGGAAAAAAAAAACUGUGACACAUUUUGUCAUUUUUCAGUGCAGAUGUUUAAAGUAACUGGUUCUGUGUGCUUUGGACUUGAGUACAGUAUUUUUUUACCAAUUAGUAACCAGAAAUGAUGCCAAAUCCAUAAAGACAGAAAUUGUUUUUUUCCUCUUCCUGCUAAAUCCUUUCUGUAUUCAUAUGAAGUCCUAGACGUGUGUAGGACUGUCCUGAUCCAUGGAUUUGUGUGUCAGCAGUCAGUGUGUAGAGUAUCCUUUUAAUGGGAAUUUCAGUUUUUCCAGAAUUUCUGUAUGAAUAAAUGGUUCAUAUGUAAACAAAGUCAUUCAGAGUGGUUUGGCGUGAAAUGCUCAGUUCUAGAGAAACUUAAGAGUCAGAAUUAAUCACAGUGUUGGUGAUAGGAACCAGACGUCUAAAGAGUUAAAUGGGUUUUUUAAAUGCUUUCACGGGAAAGACGUACAUUAUAAGGCCUCAAAGAAUUCAGAUUUAUCACUUAUCAACAUUCCAUAUACGAACUUGGAGGAUGGGUGUCUGUUUACUAGUGGUUUUGAAUGUGAAAUAAAAUGUCUAUAUUUGUGUUGUAGUCAUAGUGACCUCUGGUUCCUAUCACCAGCACUGUAAAGAAACCUCUGCAAUCAACCAUUUCACACCAAAUGACACUGAAUGACCGUCUACAUCUCAGCCACUGAAGUAUGCAGAAGUUUAGAGUGUGGAAUUUCCCUUUAAGCCUCAUCAGACACACCUUACCCAGCUCAUUCAUGCCUGCGGAGUGAAGAGCUGGGCCUGCGAUGUUUUGUAGAUUUGGAUUAUUAUGUGGUGUUCCUGCUUUUUUUUUUUUUUUUUUUUUUAGUUUUGUUUUGUUUUCCUUUGCUUUAAAAGAUCAGUUUUUUGAGCAGUUUGGGAAAAUCUGUAUAUACUGAAACAAGCUGAGCACAGUUUGCAUUUCCUAUUGUGCAGUUUGCCAUAAAUAACCAGGAAAUAAGUCACAUGUCUUUUAAUUGUCCAGCAGAAUUCAGCAGCACAAUGUAGUGAUAUUUCCAGUUCUGCUGCCAUGAUGUAAAUGCCAUAUUAAUGUUACACAUCUACAAUUGCAAGAUGUACAGUUGAAUUUUACAGAUCUCUAUUAAAAAAAACAAGCAGAUUAUUUUGUAUUAAAGAGUUUUUUAAAAUGA
Molecule: messenger RNA, 3913 nt
Organism: Pygocentrus nattereri (red-bellied piranha)
Lineage: Eukaryota; Metazoa; Chordata; Actinopteri; Characiformes; Serrasalmidae
Gene: nfkbie
Product: nuclear factor of kappa light polypeptide gene enhancer in B-cells inhibitor, epsilon
Exons: 6
Coding region: 297-1355 (352 amino acids)
Molecular function (GO): protein binding
Source: RefSeq, a predicted model, not a curated record